Cooperia oncophora is the source of this 303-nucleotide messenger RNA. The record is from the annotation of a GenBank genome assembly. Lineage: Eukaryota; Metazoa; Nematoda; Chromadorea; Rhabditida; Trichostrongylidae.
AUGAACAAGCCGAAGGACCCUGAUUGUGCCAAUACGACAAGUUACGACUACGUGCCUUUGCUUGCGGGCGGGGAACAUUAUAAGAAAUUCAACUUCUACGUGAUGACUGUGUUACACAUAUUCGUUCCUUUUGCCAUUCUGGUGAUCCUGAAUAUUUCGAUAGUAGUGUUGACAAAACGAAAAAUUCAUGGAGUAAGCUGGGCAAUGGCUACACUUAUCGACAUGCCAAAAGUGACCGAAAUGAUUCGAAAAGGUUUGCAUUCAGUCAGUCUUUAUGAAUCGAGUCCUUUCAGGCAAUGCUAA